AUGAAGGAAGAGGAAGUGCAGAAAGGUCAUCUUGCUGUGACUUCACCUGAAAUUACGCAAAAGAACGCUGAACGUACUAAGUCGGGGCAAUCACAACAGAUGAUGUACGAAACACUUAAAGGAGUAGUUGGCAGUCCGUUAAAGUCAACGGUCGGCAGCAGCAACGGAAGCCUGCGGGGUAAAGUUCUGCAGGGUAUGCGGAGAGAGAGAGGUCUGGACUGCAGGAAGCUGCGAAACCAGCUCCACCCGCACAAGGUUUUUUCGCGACAUCUUAUAAACGUCGUCAAGAAAUGGAUGACGCCUAUUCAAUACCUCCUACAAUGGGUGAGUGGUGACAACGGUUUAGGCAAGUCUGAAUAUCAGAUUCAGAAUGCACUAUCAUCAUCCCCAUCACGAUCAUCACCAUCAUCAUCACCACCAUCACCACCACCACCAUCACCACCACCACCACCACCACCACCACCAUCAUCAUCAUCAUCAUCAUCAUCAUCAUCAUCAUCAUCAUCAUCAUCAUGCAGUAGCAGCAGCAGCGGCAAGACUCUUUCUCUACCUCUAAGGCUUAGUUUCCGUCGUGGGCUGUCGAAUAUUGGUGCAGAGUUCUGUAACGAUGAUGCUGAUGAUGACCGCAAUAAAGAUUCCUAUGUCGGUGAUGAUGUGAAAGAUAGAUAA
Gryllus bimaculatus (two-spotted cricket) is the source of this 669-nucleotide messenger RNA. NCBI's taxonomy places the organism in Eukaryota, Metazoa, Arthropoda, Insecta, Orthoptera, Gryllidae. The record is from the annotation of a GenBank genome assembly.